AACGAAAGAAGAAGCGACGCGGCAGCCGUGGGAGCGAGCGGCCGGCGUCCGGCAAACACCGGAUCUUAUUGUCGCUACCGAGAGCUUUGGCCACUGACUAUGGCACACUUUCGAGGUCAGAUACGGGGGCCACACUGGGGUCCUACAAUGGACAACAUGCUGAUAGAUUUCUGGCGCAAACAUGACUGCCUUUUUAAUUCCUCCGUGGAUUCUUACUACGACAAGGAUCUAAAGACCAAGCUAUGGAGCGAGUUCGCGCUGUCCAUCGGAAAGCCUGUAUCUGAUGUUGAGAGAAGAUCAAGAUCGCUCCGCACUCAGUACGGGAGGGUGUUGUAUCACCCCGAGAAGGUCAGCACUUCCCAGCAAAAGAUGCUCAGGGAGAAACUUGAUUUCUUGAGGCCUUACAUAGUUCGCCGCCGGGGUGAUUCGUGCCUGGAGGAAAAGUUUGAUGAUCAGGAAGAGGACGACGAGGAGUUGGAGACUGAAGGGAGUAUUGAGCAGGAGAUGGGAAGCUCAUUUGGUAGCCCACUGGAGGCUGACGGGACUGGGCAAGAUCCGUAUGAUGAACCCCAGUCUGUGGCGUCCACCCAGAACCCUGCUCCCCUGCACUGUCCAAACCCGCAGCCUCAAGUUACAGAGGUCAUGUCUUUGAGCUGUCCACACCGUCACAAUGACGAGGGUUCUGCCGAUCACCCUGACCAAACGGCUGCACCAAACACAUCCAGACACGACAUACUGAACCAGUUUGCAGAGGUUAUGUUGGCAGAUAUGCGUCAGAUCAGAGACCCUAUGGUGCUCAUGAGACUUCGGCGAGACAUCACAGAUCUGGUGUUCAAAGCAGUGGAGGAGGACGUGCAGGGACGGUGCGUUCGCGGUCCGCCCGUGCUGGGGGAGAGCACGCGGUUACAGGGCUGCUCCAGGCCCCAGCAGACAAACUACUCUUGGAGGCAGAGGUUUUUGAAGAGAAAGAACAAAGGGUGUGAGAAUGGAAGGAGGACGCAGAGGUGGGAGGAGAUGUCCAGGAGUCAGGUGUCGCAGCCUGUCCAGCAAAGCCAAGCACUGGAGAGGAUGAGUGACAACAGCUCUCAGGUUAUUAUUCAGGCCGCUGACAUCAAGAGAGAGGCAGAGCCACACAUGGUUAAGGUUGAGGAGGAGACGCACACCAUUGGCUUGAAAUUUUAGUUACAGAGUUGUCACUAUUUCUCCUGAUUACAGCCCUCUCAGACAGUAAGUGUAGGUUAGAACGCCUCUGAAGACUUGGAACACUUAAAUCAGUUAUUCAACAGUAAAUGAGAACCGUAGAAAACAGAUACGAACAAGUAUCGGUCGUGUAAAUUGGAAGUAACUUUUGAAUAUCUUUCAGCCAGAAAACUCACACCUUGUGUGACAAAGUUCUGGAUAAUUCUCAGCUGGAAGCACAAGACAGUGGACGCUGUGUGACCCACCUCCAAUAGACGACGCCUAAUGGAUGCUCCUCUGUUCUUCUCCUAUUAAAGAGAAAAUACCUGUUUUCA
This is a messenger RNA of Siniperca chuatsi (mandarin fish), 1514 nucleotides long. RefSeq lists its product as uncharacterized. The coding region runs from base 100 to 1182 and encodes 360 amino acids. Gene Ontology annotation, molecular function: DNA binding. The transcript is spliced from 3 exons. Gene Ontology annotation, biological process: regulation of transcription by RNA polymerase II. NCBI's taxonomy places the organism in Eukaryota, Metazoa, Chordata, Actinopteri, Centrarchiformes, Sinipercidae. Gene Ontology annotation, cellular component: nucleus; transcription regulator complex. The record is from RefSeq and is a predicted model, not a curated record.